This is a messenger RNA of Spea bombifrons (plains spadefoot toad), 2764 nucleotides long. It is a transcript of the gene EXOC6B, whose product is annotated as exocyst complex component 6B. Gene Ontology annotation, cellular component: exocyst; membrane. The transcript has 23 exons. The coding region runs from base 34 to 2472 and encodes 812 amino acids. NCBI's taxonomy places the organism in Eukaryota, Metazoa, Chordata, Amphibia, Anura, Pelobatidae. Gene Ontology annotation, biological process: Golgi to plasma membrane transport; intracellular protein transport; exocytosis. The record is from RefSeq and is a predicted model, not a curated record.
GCGGGCGGGGUUUUGGAAGGGAGUCGUGCAGACAUGGCGGAGCUGGAGACAGCGGCAGAACAUGAACGGAUUUUACGGGAGAUUGAGAGCACAGAAACGGCCUGCAUUGGGCCUACACUGCGGUCCGUCUACGAUGGCGAAGAGCACGGCCACUUCAUGGAGAAGCUGGAGGCGCGGAUUAGGAAUCACGACCGCGAGAUCGAGAAGAUGUGUAACUUCCAUUACCAGGGCUUCGUGGACUCCAUCACCGAGCUGCUGAAGGUCAGAGGCGAGGCGGAGAAGCUCAAGAACCAAGUGACCGACACCAACCGGAGGCUGCAGCUGGACGGCUCCGAGUUAUUGUCCUCGAUGAAGGAGCUGCAGCAAUGUCGGGUCCAGCAGCGGAACAUCGCGGCCACCGUGGACAAGCUGAACAUGUGCUUGCCGGUGUUGGAAAUGUACAGCAAGCUGCGAGUGCAGAUGAAGACUAAAAGACAUUACCCGGCCCUGAAGACGCUGGAGCAGCUGGAGCUCAGAUAUCUGCCCCAGGUCAGCCAUUACCGCUUCUGCCAGGCGAUGGUGGACAACAUCCCCAAACUCCGCGAGGAGAUCAGAGAAGUCUCCAUGUCGGACCUCAAAGACUUCUUGGAAAGCAUCCGGAAGCACUCGGAGAGGAUCGGGGAGAUGGCCAUGAAGCAGGCUCAGCAGCAGAGGAGUAUGGACAAUGUUCUGUCUCUUCAAACCAAGUGCGGCAUCGGCAAGCGGUAUAAGAGGGACAAGUGCCCGAGCCCGGAGGUGAACGGCACCAGCCCCAUGUCGGAGCAGGAUUCUGGCAUCCUGGACGUGGAGGACGAGGAGGAAGAGGAUGAGGAGGCACCGGGCGCUCAGGAUUUGGUAGACUUCUCACCCGUGUAUCGCUGCUUACACAUCUACUCGGUGCUGGGUUCGAGGGAGAUAUUUGAGAAUUACUACAGAAAGCAGAGAAGAAAGCAGGCCAGACUCGUGCUGCAACCACCGUCCAAUAUGCAUGAAACGUUAGCCGGAUACCGGAAAUACUUCCACCAGAUAGUAGGCUUUUUCGUGGUGGAAGAUCACAUCCUGCAUACCGCCUUUGGCUUGGUUAAUAGAGCCUACAUCGAUGAGCUGUGGGACUUGGCGCUCUCCAAAACCAUGGCAGCUCUGAGGACGCAUUCAUCGUAUUGCUCGGACCCCAACCUGGUGUUACACCUGAAGAAUCUCAUUGUCCAUUUUGCAGACACGCUCCAGGGUUAUGGCUUCCCCGUCAACCAGCUCUUCGACAUGCUGCUGGAGAUCCGCGAUCAGUACGGGGAGAUUCUGCUGAAGAAGUGGGCGCAGGUGUUCCGGAACAUUCUAGAUGCUGAUAACUACAGCCCGAUCCCGGUCGGUGACGAAGAUGCCUUCCGGAAGGUAGUGGGGCAGUUCCCCUUCCACGACGCCGACUUGGAGAAGCAACCUUUUCCCAAAAAGUUCCCGUUUUCCGAAUUCGUGCCCAAAGUAUACAACCAGAUCAAGGAGUUCAUCUACGCCUGCCUGAAGUUUUCUGAAGACCUGCAUUUAAGCUCCACAGAGAUAGAUGACAUGAUCCGAAAGUCCACCAACCUGCUCCUGACCCGGACGCUGAGCAACUGCCUGCAGAACGUCAUAAAGAGGAAGAACGUGGGGCUGACGGAGCUCGUGCAGAUCAUUAUAAACACCACGCACCUGGAAAUUUCAUGUAAAUUCCUGGAAGAGUUUAUCACCAACAUAACCAACGUGCUUCCAGACACCGUGCACACCACCAAACUCUACGGCCUGACCACGUUCAAGGACGCCCGCCAGGCUGCGGAGGAGGAGAUCUACACCAACCUGAACCAGAAGAUCGACCAGUUCCUGCAGCUGGCAGAUUACGACUGGAUGGCCUCGGAGUCCGGCAAUCAGGCCAGCGACUAUCUGGUGGACCUCGUUGCCUUCCUGAACAGCACGUUCGCCGUCUUCACCCAUCUGCCUGCACCGUCUGACACGCACUCCAGGAUGCCGGGGAAGGUGGCCCAGACGGCCUGCAUGUCUGCCUGCAAACAUCUCUCCACGUCCCUCACGCAGCUACUGCUGGAGGCCGAGGUGAAGCAGAUCACCAUGGGGGCUCUGCAGCAGUUUAACCUGGACGUCAAAGAGUGCGAAGGGUUUGCCAAAUCCGGACCUGUGCCGGGCUUCCAGGGGGACACGCUGCAGUUGGCCUUCAUCGACUUAAGACAACUUUUAGAUCUCUUCAUUAAAUGGGAUUGGUCCACUUACCUGGCCGACUACGGGCAGCCCACGUGCAAGUACCUGAGAGUUAACCCCACCACCGCGCUCACCUUACUCGAGAAGAUGAAAGACCCCAGCCGCAAGAACAAUGUUUUUGCCCAGUUCCGGAAGAACGAGAGGGACAAGCAGAAGCUGAUCGAGACCGUGGCCAAGCAGCUCCGAAGCCUCAUCAACACUCACCAUUCAUGAGCGGCGACUCGGAGGCCGUCAUACGCUGAAUGGAUCGGCGCUCGCCCCCUGGCGCCAUAUUAUUCCUCUCCUGGGCGGCGGAUUACCUUUACCUUCCGCAGCGUAGCAGGCGUUACCGUUUCUAAGGGGUUUCAGUAGCCCGGGGGGAUUUCUUCUUUCUAAGGGGGGGAGACUUUUUCUCUCCGGCUUUUCCUCGCCAGGUUUUGGGUUGGAUUGCGCUGAUGCAGCCAUUUCUUUUGGCAAAAUUUACAAUAUUAGGAAGCUUCGGAAAAGGUGUUUUUUUUUGUUUUGU